Molecule: messenger RNA, 996 nt
Organism: Mytilus californianus (California mussel)
Lineage: Eukaryota; Metazoa; Mollusca; Bivalvia; Mytilida; Mytilidae
Product: scavenger receptor cysteine-rich domain superfamily protein-like
Exons: 9
Coding region: 1-996 (331 amino acids)
Cellular component (GO): membrane
Source: RefSeq, a predicted model, not a curated record
AUGAUAAGAUUGUUUGAAGGUAUCAGACUCGUUGGCGGUGCAGGGCCAUUUGAAGGAAGAGUAGAGUUGAAUAUCAAUGGACAAUGGGGUACAAUUUGUGACACCGAUUUCGAUUUAGCAGAUGCUGAAGUGUUAUGUCGAAUGGCAGGAUACUCUAGGGCACUGCAAAGGUUUUAUAGGGCUUACUUCGGCGAAGGAACUGGUCAAGUUUUUCUCGACCAUUUAAGAUGUAGGGGAAAUGAACAACAUCUGGAUAGCUGUCCAUCCAGUGGAAAGCCUGGAAAAUUUACGACAGAAGGUAUCAGACACGUUGGCGGUGCAGGGCCAUUUGAAGGAAGAGUAGAGUUGAAUAUCAAUGGACAAUGGGGUACAAUUUGUGACACCGAUUUCGAUUUAGCAGAUGCUGAAGUAUUAUGUCCAAUGGCAGGAUACUCUAGCAUUAGAUUUGUUGAUGGUCCGGGACCAUUUGAGGGAAGAGUAGAGAUUAAUAUAAAUGGACAAUGGGGUACAAUUUGUGAUAAACAAUUUGGAUUGGCGGAUGCAGAAGUGUUGUGUCGAAUGGCAGGAUAUUCUAGGGCCCUACAGGCUUUUGUUGGUGGUUCCUACGGAGAAGGAACUGGUCCAGUUUUUUUCCAAAAUUUAGGAUGUAAGGGAAACGAAAAACAUCUCGAUAGCUGUUCAACAAGUGGCUUAUUUGCCACAUCGUGUAGACAUAGCCAAGAUGUAGGUGUAGCUUGUUUGAAUACAACUACAGGAAUUGAUAAUGAUUCAUCAACAAAAGAUAAAAAUUCAGAAACAGGAAGAAAAAGAUCAAGUUCUGCUUCAGAAAAUGAAAAAGUGGAUACAACAGAAUCCAAGAAGUGUAAGAAUACAGUAAGAAUGACUGAAAUUGGUACUAUUAAAAACUUGAAAAGAUAUGUAGAUAAAACAGAGAAAGAAAGAAAAAGAAAAACAGAUAUGUCUAAAGAACUUAUAAAAAAUAUAUGUAAUAUGUGA